This is a messenger RNA of Tachysurus vachellii, 2960 nucleotides long. Its product is annotated as teashirt homolog 1-like. The transcript has 3 exons. Gene Ontology annotation, biological process: regulation of transcription by RNA polymerase II. Gene Ontology annotation, cellular component: nucleus. NCBI's taxonomy places the organism in Eukaryota, Metazoa, Chordata, Actinopteri, Siluriformes, Bagridae. Bases 1 to 2940 code for a protein of 979 amino acids. The record is from RefSeq and is a predicted model, not a curated record. Gene Ontology annotation, molecular function: DNA binding; DNA-binding transcription factor activity, RNA polymerase II-specific.
AUGGCGAGGAGAAAACAGAGAGAACCCAGGAAAUCUGCAGCUUACCUUCCAUUGGAGAUUAAAGCAGCCACUUUUGAAGACAAGCAACUUCAAGAUGACGGUCUUGCUUUGAAUGACCAUAGGCAAUACAUAUUCACUGAGGAAGAGGAAAGAGAUGCAAAAACGUCUCUGAGAUUUCAGGACUCCCCUAACAGUAAUGGGACCAACCCAGAUACUGGCUGUCUUUCCCCGCUCAGUGACACCGGUGAUCAGAUCCCUGAUUUUAAAAGCAUUGAUUUAAAAGAAGGACAUGAAGAGGAAGAAGCACGGAGCAGCUCGGACAACGGCGUUCUGGAUAACCGAGCUCGGACAAAAGCCUUCUGCACAAACCUGAUCUCUGAUGCAUCGUGGUCCGACGUUGUGAUGAAUAUCAUGAAAAGUAGAGCAACCGCGUCUAGCACGGCUAGCAUGACGCAACCGAAUGGCAAUAACAUAAUUAAUAGACCAAGCAAUCACAAUCGAAAUAUCCUUAACGGAAAGGCAGAAAGCAUUUCAAAUGGCAGCACAGUUACUAACUGCAGCAUUAAGGCUUCUAACGGUCCUGGUGUGGUGUAUGACUGGCAUCAGGCUGCUGUAGCUAAAACACUCCAACAAACACACCACCACUUAUCACCAGACUCAAGCCUGUUCAGCACGGUGCAGCUCUACCGGCAAAACCACAAACUCUAUGGUUCUGUUUUGACUGGUGCUAGCAGGUUCAAGUGCAGGGACUGCAAUGCUGCAUAUGACACAUUAGUAGGUCUUACAGUUCACAUGAACAAUACUGGUCAUUACCAUGAUGACAACCGAGAGAAAGAAGAAGAGAAUAACAGCAAGCAUUGGUCGAAGCCACGCAAGCGUUCAUUGAUGGAGAUGGAAGGCAAGGAGGAUGCCCAAAAGGUACUGAAGUGCAUGUUCUGUGGCCACUCCUUUGAAUCUUUACAGGACUUAAGUGUCCACAUGAUUAAGACAAAGCAUUACCAGAAAGUGCCUCUUAAAGAGCCUGUGCCAGCUUUGGCCACCAAACUGGUUCCGGCAGCCAAAAAAAGAUUUCAUGAUUCCCUAAUUUCCCCUUGUUCCCCAAAGUUGAUUACAUAUUCCAGGAAAGAGGCUUCAGUGUUUCCUGUGAAGGGCAUUGUUAAUCCUUACGUUACACCAAACAAUCGCUAUGGAUACCAGAAUGGUGCCAGCUACACUUGGCAGUUUGAGGAACGCAAAGCACAAAUUCUGAAGUGCAUGGAGUGUGGGAGCUCCCAUGAUACACUGCAGCAACUCACUGCCCACAUGAUGGUCACAGGCCACUUCCUGAAGGUCACAAACACUGCAGUGAAAAAAGGAAAGCAGCUAGUGUUUGAUCAAAUUGUGGAGGAAAGCACACAGUCAAUUCCGUUACCUCCAACAGCUGCCGUUGUUAAACACCAGUCGGUGUCACCUGCUCUGUCUUCUGGAUCAGAGGCCAAGAUGGAGGAGGUUUUCGAACCAGUGGCGAAAAGGAUCAAGGAGGAGAAGGAAGAGGUCAGCAUGGAUUCUACAUCAUAUAAGUACCUUACAGAGGAAGACCUUCAGGAGACUGCUAAAGGAGGGAUGGACAUUCUGAAGUCUCUUGAGAACACGGUGUCCAGUGCCAUCAGUAAGGCUCAGACAGGUGCGCCCACCUGGGGAGGAUACUCCAGCAUCCAUGCCGCUUAUCAACUUCAGGGAGCUGCGAAGCCGUCUAUUGUACCUCCGGUGGUUCAAAGUGUGCAAGCAGUCAUCAAUAGCAACCUUCUUUCACUCAAUCCUGAUUCUGGAUCACUUAUUUACACUCCUCCCACACAGUCAUUGCCCUUGAGCCUCAGGAACAGCGUAUCUACCAUGGAGGAGCUGAUGGAGAAGGUCUCGGGAAGGACCUUGGUAAAGAAAGAGAGGGAAGAAAGGACGGGGAUUGCAGAUGCAGCUACGUCAAUAUCACCGUUAAUGAGAGACAACAAAGUUAGUGUUGAUACAAAGACAAAUGUAGGUAUGUGUAAAGUGGAACCUAUGGAGAUGUUAGUAGAAAGCCAUAAUACGAACCAUAGCCUAGAGUUAGACAAGUCACCCAUCGGUAAUGGCCACUGUUUAGGGAUUGCUAAUGAUCAAUCAUCUGAGAGGUCUUUUAUAAGCCCUCUAAAUUCACUCCAGUUAGUUGUGAACUCGCACCUUCCCAAAGCAUCUAAGGUGUUCAGCUCCUCCUCUGAUCCUCUUUCUGUGUUAUACAAGAUCAGCAACAGGGUGGACAAAACUGCCCACCAUUCGUCAUCUGAUGAGCAAAAUGGGACGAUUGACACAGAUUUAUACAAGGACAGUGACCAGCCUAUAGAUCUGAGAAAAUGCAAAAGCACUACUGGCAGCUUAUCUCUGUCGGAUUCUCUAAACCUACCAGAAAAUGCCCUCAUGGACAUCUCAGACAUGGUAAAGAGCCUCACUAGCCAGCUCACUCCCAAGUCCUCCAUUCCACCGUACCUUUUAGGGAAAUCUGACACUGAUAGGAGUUCAUCUGAGGAGCCAAUGGAAAACUUUUCUUCUGCGCAAAAGCAAAAAGGUCGUCAGUCCAGCUGGAACCCUCAGCACUUACUCAUUCUUCAGGCUGAGUUUGUGUCAAGCCUGAAACAGACCCCAGAAGGUUGCUACAUCGUAACAGACCUCUGUCCUCACGAACGUGUAAAAAUCUGCAAGUUCACAGGUCUCUUAAUGACCACGGUGUCACACUGGCUUGCGAAUGUGAAGUACCAGCUGCGGAGAACAGGAGGGACCAAGUUUCUAAAGAACCUGGACUCCAGAAAUCCUUUGUUUCUUUGUGGAGAGUGCGAUUCAAAAUUCCAGACUCCUUCUGCUUACAUUAACCAUCUGGAGUCUCACCUCGGUUUUAGCCUCAAGGAAAUGUCCAAGAUGUGUCCGAGGUGAACGAAGGAAAAAUGGCGUCU